Messenger RNA from Penicillium maclennaniae, 1641 nucleotides. RefSeq names its product putative IMP dehydrogenase. NCBI's taxonomy places the organism in Eukaryota, Fungi, Ascomycota, Eurotiomycetes, Eurotiales, Aspergillaceae. Gene Ontology annotation, cellular component: cytoplasm. The transcript is spliced from 3 exons. The record is from RefSeq and is a predicted model, not a curated record. Gene Ontology annotation, molecular function: IMP dehydrogenase activity. Gene Ontology annotation, biological process: GTP biosynthetic process. Bases 1 to 1641 code for a protein of 546 amino acids.
AUGCCUAUCACCGACAAGGAGGCCGCGCCCGGUGCCGCCAUGAAGGCUGAGAUCGAGGACUACUCCAAGGCUCUCGAGAUCGUGAAGACCUAUACUACCCAGGAUGGCCUGGAUGUUGACACUCUUCUCGACUCCGACAAGCACGGUGCUCUGACCUACAACGAUUUCCUGGUCCUGCCCGGUUACAUUGGCUUCCCUGCCUCUGAUGUUUCUCUUGAUACCCCUGUGACCAAGCGUAUUUCGCUGAAGGCUCCCCUUCUGUCGUCCCCCAUGGACACCGUCACCGAGCACAACAUGGCUAUUCACAUGGCCCUGCUCGGUGGUCUUGGUGUCAUUCACCACAACUGUGCCCCCGAGGACCAGGCCGAGAUGGUCCGCAAGGUAAAGAGAUAUGAGAACGGUUUCAUCCUGGAUCCAGUCGUCCUCUCUCCCAAGUGCUCUGUUGGCGAGGUCAAGGAGCUGAAGGCCAAGUGGGGCUUCGGUGGCUUCCCUGUCACUGAGAAUGGAACCCUCAAAUCCAAGCUUAUUGGUAUGGUCACCUCCCGUGACAUCCAGUUCCACCGUGACCUCAACGACCCCGUCACUGAGAUUAUGUCAACUGACCUGGUCACUGCUCCGGCUGGUACCACCCUGGCCGAGGCCAACGAGGUUCUCCGUCAGUCCAAGAAGGGCAAGCUCCCUAUCGUCGACGAGACGGGCAACAUUGUCUCCCUGCUUUCUCGCUCGGACUUGAUGAAGAACCUUCACUACCCCCUGGCUUCCAAGCUCCCCGACUCCAAGCAGCUCAUCUGUGCUGCCGCCAUUGGUACCCGUGAGGAGGACAAGCACCGUCUCAAGCUGCUUGUUGAUGCGGGUCUUGACAUUGUCGUCCUGGACUCUAGCAACGGUAGCUCCAUGUUCAUGGUUGACAUGGUCAAGUACAUUAAGCAGACCUUCCCCGAGAUCGACGUUAUCGGUGGUAACGUCGUCACCCGUGAGCAGGCUGCUAUUCUGAUCGCCGCUGGUGUCGAUGGCCUGAGAAUUGGCAUGGGCAGUGGUAGUGCUUGCAUCACCCAGGAGGUCAUGGCUGUCGGUCGUCCCCAGGCCGCCGCCGUUCGCAGCGUCUCCUCUUUCGCCGCUCGCUUCGGUGUUCCUUGUAUUGCCGACGGUGGUAUCCAGAACGUUGGCCAUAUUGUCAAGGGUCUAGCCCUCGGUGCCAGCACUGUUAUGAUGGGUGGUCUGCUUGCCGGUACCACUGAGUCUCCCGGCGAGUACUUCGUUUCCAACGAGGGUCAGCUCGUCAAGGCCUACCGUGGUAUGGGCAGUAUUGCUGCCAUGGAGGACAAGAAGGCAGCUGCUGGUGCUAAGGACAACAAGGCUAGCAACGCUGGUACCGCUCGUUACUUCUCUGAGAAGUCCAACGUCCUGGUUGCCCAGGGUGUUGCUGGCUCCGUCCUCGACCGUGGCUCCGUCACCAAAUUCAUCCCUUACCUCGUGACCGGUGUUCAGCACUCUCUGCAGGACAUGGGUGUUCGCAGCCUCGACGAUUUGCACGCCGGUGUCAACAACGGCUCCGUUCGCUUCGAGAUGCGUUCCGCCAGCGCUAUGGCCGAGGGCAAUGUCCACGGUCUUCACAGCUACGACAAGAAGCUUUACGCGUAA